Molecule: messenger RNA, 819 nt
Organism: Acanthosepion pharaonis
Lineage: Eukaryota; Metazoa; Mollusca; Cephalopoda; Sepiida; Sepiidae
Source: the annotation of a GenBank genome assembly
AUGCUAAUUUUUAAGUAUUUCUGUUUCAUUUCUUUCCAUCUUUUUUCUUCUUACCCGACACCUUCAUUCUAUUUCUUUAUCUCUUUCUUUUUUCUUUCUUUUACAUUCCUUUUCUCCUUCCUUUUCUACUUUUAUAUGCUAAUUUUUAAACACCUUAAUUUCCUUGUCUUUAUCUCUUUCUUCAUUCAUUUUUCUUUCAUUUUCGUUUCCAUCAUCCUUUUCUUUUAUAUCUUUUUUAUGCUUUCUUUUUCUAUUUCCUUCUUCUCCACACUUUGCUUCAGUCAACUUUAUUUUAUUUUAGUCAUUUACUUUUCUGACUUCUUUCUCUCUUUCAUUUUCUUUUUCUUCUUCCCUUAUAUGUUGACUUUUCCCUUUCUAUUUAAACGUCACUCUUUCCUUUUCUUUUCGUCUUCCUUUUUGUUUUUUUCUUUCCUUCUGUAUUUAUUUAUCUCUAUAUUUUCUCCAUUCUAUUUUCUGCUUUUCAUCAAUAUUCUUUUUUAUUUUUCUCGUUUAUUUCCUUUUUUAUUUUCGUUUUCUAUCUCCCUUAUAUGUUUCCCCUUUCUUUUUCUAUACAUCAUUAUUUUCUUUCAUUCUUUUUUCUUUUUCGAUAUCAUUACUUUUCUUCCUUUCUUUCUUUUUCAACAUCAUUAUUUUCCUUCUUUCUUUCAUUCUUUCUUUCUUAGACAUCAUUAUUUUCUUUCAUUCUUUCUUUCUUUUUUGAUAUCAUUAUUUUUCUUCCUUUCUUUCUUUUUCGACAUCAUUAUUUUCUUUCUUUCUUUCUUUCUUUCUUUCUUUCUCAUUCAUUCUUUAUUUCUUUGA